AUGUGCGUCAUACCCUCCUCCCGGAUGCAGAUCGGACAGAUAGAUCGGUGAUCCAUACUGCCUAAUUGUGCGGCUGGUGUUUUCAGGGCGUGUCAUCAUCUGUACAUAAAGACUCUGCCUCUUCACAGAGAAGUCACUCCUGAACUGCAGCGUCUGACUACACAAUGGAAUCAUCAAACGCUCUGACUGAGGCCAACACCACCUUCUGUCUGGAUCUGUUCAAACAGCUGAGUGAUAAAGACAAGACGGCAAAUGUCUUCUUCUCUCCUUUCAGCAUCUCCUCAGCUCUAGCUAUGGUGAUGCUGGGAACCAGAGGCAACACAGCCGUGCAGAUGUCAAAGGUCCUCGGCUUUCCUGGGGCAGAAGAAGUACAACUGGUGCAGCAGCAGAAGCAGAGUGUAAAACCCCAGGCCUGUAAGGACGAUCUCCACGCUGACUUCAGCCAACUACUGACAGAGCUCAACAAGCCAGAUGCUAAGUACAAACUCAGUGUUGCCAACAAGCUGUAUGGGGAGCAGACCUACCAGUUUGUUGAGGAUUUCUUAAAACAUACCAAGAAGCACUACAACGCAGAGCUGAAAGCUGUGGACUUCAAAAACAACCAUGAGGCAGCAAGAGUCGACAUCAACACCUGGGUGGAGAAUCAGACACAAGGUAAAAUUAAGGAUUUGCUGGCUAAAGGUACGGUAGAUCAGUUGUCCAAGCUGGUGCUGGUCAAUGCCAUCUACUUCAAAGGCAACUGGCUCAAGCAGUUUGAGGAGAGUGAAACAACAGAUGCUCAGUUCAGGGUCAACAAGAACGAAACCAAGCCAGUGAAGAUGAUGCACCAUGACGAGACAUUCAGAUAUUACGCUGAUGCCGAAUUCAACUUCCAGAUCCUGGAGUUGCCUUACAAAGAGAGAGAGCUCAGUCUGCUCAUCUUUCUACCCAUGGAUAUAGAGGACAAUUCAACUGGCCUGGAGAAGCUGGAGAAGGAGCUGACCUAUGACAACUUUAUGAGAUGGACUGGCUUCAUGGCUGGGUAUGAUGUCAAGGUGAGUCUGCCUCGGUUCAAGAUGGAGGAGAAGUAUGACAUGAAGGAUGUCCUGGUCAGCAUGGGCAUGGUGGAUGCCUUCAAUAUGGAUAUGAGUGACUUCUCAGGCAUGUCUUCUACCAAUGAGCUGGUCCUGUCAAAGGUUGUCCACAAGGCUUUUGUGGACGUAAAUGAGGAGGGAACUGAGGCUGCUGCAGCCACUGCUGCCAUCAUGAUGCUGGGUUGUGCGCUAAAGCCCAGAGCCACUUUUGUCGCAGACCAUCCCUUCCUCUUUUUCAUCCGCCAUAACAAGUCCAGGAGCAUUCUGUUUGCUGGCCGCUUCUGCUCCCCUAACUGAGCACUACAUUGUUUAAUCUGAGUUUUAAUAUGGGUUUUUACAACAAACUAAUUCUCAACUUUGUGAUGGGCGUGCUGUACCUGUGACAUCUGUAUGACUAUGUUGCAUCACCAUAAAUAAGUGGAAAUAAAUGGAAAAAUGAAUACAAAA
Messenger RNA from Solea senegalensis (Senegalese sole), 1520 nucleotides. Its product is annotated as leukocyte elastase inhibitor-like. Bases 165 to 1370 code for a protein of 401 amino acids. The record is from RefSeq and is a predicted model, not a curated record. Gene Ontology annotation, biological process: negative regulation of endopeptidase activity. Gene Ontology annotation, molecular function: serine-type endopeptidase inhibitor activity. NCBI's taxonomy places the organism in Eukaryota, Metazoa, Chordata, Actinopteri, Pleuronectiformes, Soleidae. The transcript has 11 exons.